GGCCGCCACCAUUCCCCUCCCAACUCGCGUUUCGUUUCGUUUCGUUUCCCCUCAUCAAAACCCCAACCCCUAGCAACCAGGAUGGCCCACUUCGCCGGCUUCUCCGCCUCCGCCGACGACGGAUUCUGGACGGCGUGCCCGCACUGCUGCUACGUCCACUCCUUCCCGCGUCUUUACGUCGCCCGCCGCCUCCUCUGCCCCGUCGCUACAUGCCGCCGCGUCUUCUCCGCCGACGAGCUCCCCUCCCCGCCGCCCAUCGUCCCCGGCACCGACAUGUACUUCUGCACCUGGGCCUUCUUCCCGCUCGGUCCGCCCGCUGUCGCUCAAGGCUGGGCCCCAUUCACCCCUUUCAACCCCGCUCCGCCUCCAUCCCCAUCCCCCACCCCAAACCCUACCGCCGCCACCGCCACGCCCGCCUCUGCCAUUCCAUCCCGCGUGAGACCCACCUCCAGGAAGAAGGUUGGCGUGUGCCUCAAGGGCAGAGCCCGCGUCGAGGCGGAGGAGGAGGAAGAGGAGGAGGAGAAGACGUCCACCGUCGCCAACCUCAAGGCCGACGAGGAGGUGCAGAUGGAUUGGCUGAGCCUUGGCAGCAAUGGCGACAGCGGAAUCAACAUCAACGAAUCCGUGGAUCUGAGUGAGCUGGGAUUCCGCAUUGACGAGACGGGAUUCCUCCAGGAGCUACCCUGAUCAUCCCCGUGCUAUACUAACUGCUAAAAAUUGGGACUCGGAUGCUCAAAGACAAUGCAGGAUCGAUGCAUCUUCUUUUGUAUGCGCAUGUUCAGUACCUGAUGGAAGUGUAGGAUUUUAGCUGUCUUUGUUAACGAUGAAGAUCGUGGCCGCGGAAAAUGCCAAAUGUGGCUCCUUUUGUAGUGUAUUGGAUGCUCAAAGACAAUGCAGGAUCGAUGCAUCUUGUUUUGUAUGUGCCUGUUUUCAUCUGAUGAUAUGCAGGGUGUCCUCUGGUUUAA
Lolium perenne is the source of this 965-nucleotide messenger RNA. RefSeq lists its product as uncharacterized. The record is from RefSeq and is a predicted model, not a curated record. Lineage: Eukaryota; Viridiplantae; Streptophyta; Magnoliopsida; Poales; Poaceae.